Molecule: messenger RNA, 1658 nt
Organism: Drosophila grimshawi
Lineage: Eukaryota; Metazoa; Arthropoda; Insecta; Diptera; Drosophilidae
Gene: PSR
Product: bifunctional arginine demethylase and lysyl-hydroxylase PSR
Exons: 1
Coding region: 89-1321 (410 amino acids)
Biological process (GO): phagocytosis
Cellular component (GO): cytoplasm; nucleus
Molecular function (GO): histone H4R3 demethylase activity; P-TEFb complex binding
Source: RefSeq, a predicted model, not a curated record
UCAUCGAUAUUUACUCACGAGACGACGUGCAGAAAGUCACAAACUUAUUUAAUUGCCAAUUCCCUCUAAUUUAUCUGACUUUCGGACAAUGAGCGAAGAAUUUAAAUUGCCAAAACGAUCACGGAAGCGUACACGUGAUGUGAAGCGCAAGGCUCGGCCGGAAUUGGACGAGGAGAGCGCAUGGGUUGCAAUGCGCUAUUUUGAAAAAUUUGAGACAUUCUGGGACUUUACGGACAACCUGGAGAGGAUUGACAAUGCAACAGUAACAUGUGAUGAAUUUAUUGAACGCUUCGAGCGUCCCUAUUUGCCCGUGAUAAUAACUGGCUGCGCCGAUGGCUGGCUGGCCCAGGAGAAGUGGACGAUGUCACGCUUGGCCAAGAAAUAUCGCAACCAGAAGUUCAAGUGCGGCGAGGAUAACGAGGGCUACAGCGUCAAAAUGAAAAUGAAAUACUAUGUGGAGUACAUGCAGGGGACACGCGACGACAGUCCGCUCUACAUAUUCGACAGCAGCUUCGGCGAGCAUCAUCGUCGGCGCAAACUGCUCGAGGAUUAUACGGUGCCCAAAUACUUUCGCGAUGAUCUCUUCAAGUACUGUGGCGAGGAGCGUCGACCGCCAUAUCGCUGGUUUGUAAUGGGCCCGGCACGUUCUGGCACCGGUAUUCACAUAGAUCCGUUGGGUACCAGUGCCUGGAAUACGUUGAUACGCGGCCACAAACGCUGGUGCUUGUUUCCCACGCACACGCCUAAGGAUCUGUUGAAGGUGACAAGCGCAAUGGGCGGGAAGCAACGCGACGAGGCCAUCACUUGGUUCAGCACUAUCUAUCCGCGCACCCAACUGCCAUCGUGGCCGCAGGAAUACAAACCCAUCGAGGUGCUUCAAUGUGCCGGCGAGACAGUCUUUGUGCCGGGCGGAUGGUGGCAUGUGGUACUCAAUUUGGACGAUACGAUUGCCAUUACGCAGAAUUUUAGCAGCUUUACCAACUUUCCGUGCGUGUGGCACAAGACUGUGCGCGGUCGUCCCAAAUUGUCGCGCAAAUGGCUGCGGGUGCUGCGGGAGCAGCGUCCCGAACUGGCCCAAAUAGCUGAAAGUAUUAAUAUUAAUGAGAGCACUGGCUUCGCCUCCGAUAGCUCGAGCAAUUCCAGCUCAUCGUCGUCGUCCAGCAGUUCCUCAUCGUCGGAAAGCGAGGCGGAUGCCGAUUCCAAUACGGAUAGCGGCCAGGAAAGUCUCACCGCCAAAAAGAAGAAGAAGCGACGCAUGGGCGGAGGUGGAGGCAGUGGCAGUGGCAGUGUUGACGGUGCCACUGGCUCCACACGUUCCUGAUGCCGGCGCAAAGCCAAACGGAAUGGCCUGCUCCUGCUCAAGCUGUUCCAUCGUCAACUGUUGUUCUGUCGCCGAGUGUCGCGACGGAAGCGUCCGUGUAAUCGCACCCAGCGCAAAUCCUGAUCCUGCUUAUUUUGUGCGUGUUUAGUAAUAUUUUUCUACAUAGACAAGUAAUUAAUGUUGCUGUAAAAAUAUUAAUAUGAGAAUUGUAAUUAUCCUUGGCAGAGAAAGACCCUCGCUUGGUCGACUUUGAUUAAUUUGGAUUAGUCUUUCAAGCUGAUCCGAUAAGGAUAAUUAAUAGUUUCGCAACAAAAAUAAAUUCAAUAUAUUUGUAAAA